Aspergillus puulaauensis is the source of this 657-nucleotide messenger RNA. RefSeq lists its product as uncharacterized. Bases 1 to 657 code for a protein of 218 amino acids. Lineage: Eukaryota; Fungi; Ascomycota; Eurotiomycetes; Eurotiales; Aspergillaceae. The transcript has a single exon. The record is from RefSeq and is a predicted model, not a curated record.
AUGUUCAUUCCAACUGAGACACUCACCUCGACAGGUGGUCCAGCGAUGCCGUUCUCGACCAACCUUGAGGCCCGCGCUGUUGUUGUUCCAGUGAUUGUCCCAAGUGACGAGAAACUGGGCAAAGGAGGGAAGAUCGCGAUAUGCGUUAGCCUUGGAUUGGUUGCAGUGGGGUUGAUCAGUGUAUGCCUCCUCAUGUGUCACGGGCGUCUACGUUUCUAUCUAUCCGCCUGCUAUGACUGUACCCUAGGCCGUUGCUGUCAUGCGCUUGGGCGUAUACCAUCCUCGUGGAAGACCAAGCGGAGCGCCAAGGCGAAGUCCGAUUCUACUGCAUCCAACGGAGGCACCGUUCUGCACACUAUGAAUGUUCAACCCGUGUCUCCGGAUUCGCCGGAACGUGCGCUUGUCCGUGACCAGAGGGCGACUGCUGGCCAGACCGGUCAGCGUUGUGGAGAUAUGCCAGGUAGUUCAUUGACUCCUGCCCAGGCGGUCUCAGACUCUGGUUACUACGAACGGCCUCCUCCGCCGUAUACUGCCUCAAGGAACGGCCGAGAUAUUGAACAUGGGGGUAGUACGGCACAACCUAACAAUGAUGGGCAGAAUGGUGAUUCGUGGCUUCCGACCUGGCUGACAGGAUAUAUUCCUGGGUGGGCCAAGUGA